This is a messenger RNA of Arachis duranensis, 1092 nucleotides long. RefSeq lists its product as uncharacterized. Gene Ontology annotation, molecular function: protein binding. The record is from RefSeq and is a predicted model, not a curated record. The transcript has 2 exons. NCBI's taxonomy places the organism in Eukaryota, Viridiplantae, Streptophyta, Magnoliopsida, Fabales, Fabaceae. The coding region runs from base 1 to 1092 and encodes 363 amino acids.
AUGGCAUCAUUGUGUGAGGAUGAAUUACUUCACAUAUUCUCCUUUCUUCCAACAAAAUCAAUAUGUAAGUUCCAAUCUCUUUGUAAAUCUCUUCAUGAUAAAUUUCGUGGAGCCAGAUUUAGGAUGAACCAUGCACAAAAUAUGUCUCUAAAAGAUGAUACUUACAUCUUCAUUCAACCAAGAAUAUUUUUCAAUAACUUCGACAAGGAUGAAUUAUUCCAUCUGUUGCCGUCACCGCCCCUGUCGUCACCGGCCGGAGAAGAAUCGAAUUUCCAUGAGCAGCUGCCUAGAAAUUCCUUGCAGUUCUUGAAAAAGGUAAAAAUUCUUGCUUCGAGCAAUGGUUUAAUUUUGUGUCAAAGUAAUAGUAAUAAGGAGCUAUGUUUAUGUAAUCCUAUAACACAAACAUGGCUCCCAAUUACUACUCCAUCCACUCUGCCUGAAAAUCCUUUUCAUGAAGCCAAUGUUUUCUUCAAGUGCAUGAAUAAUAAGGGUUUGGAAUAUUUGGAUGAUUACUUGAUAAUUUUGAUUGAGGGGACACCAGAAUGGGGACAACAUGUUAUUAUUAAAUUAUAUUCGUCAAAAGAAGGUGUACGGAGAAAAAUGGAGAAUGAUUUUUUUGUUGGUCCAAUGAACAUGAGACUCAAUAAUUCAGUUUAUCUUCAAAAAAAACUGUUUCUGAUUUCAAAUAGUCCUUCUGUUUUUAAGAAGGGUUCUCAUUAUCUUCCACUGUAUAUAAUGGCCUAUGAUUUCGCGGUCGGCGGCGAAUCAACGACGGUAAACCUACCAGAAGAUACUUUAGAGGCUUCUCUUGAUUGGAAUUAUUCAAAGUCAAGUAAAUGGAAAAGGAUUUUAGAAGUUAAGGUUGAAGAGAUAGGGUUGAAGGAGGAAAAUCCUAAUGUUCAAGAGUUUAGAAUUGUUAAUGGGAAUUGUUUGGUUUUUGUAACUGGGAGAAAAGUGUAUGGAUAUUAUUGUUUCAAUGAUCAAAGUUGUUGGGGAUUGAAAGAAAUAUGUGAACAUAAAUGGGAUAAUAUUAGAAUUAAUUUGAUCCCUUAUUCUCCGACUCUUCGACCUUGUGGAAGCAAUAUGGCUUGA